AAUGGACAGCAAAUUAUGGAUGAACCUAUGGGAGAGGAGGAGAUUAAUCCACAAACUGAAGAAGGCAGCAUCAAAGAAAUUGCAAUCACACAUCAUGUAAAGGAAGGACAUGAAAAGGCUGAUCCUUCCCAGUUUGAACUUUUAAAAGUAUUAGGGCAAGGAUCAUUUGGAAAGGUUUUCUUAGUUAAAAAAAUCUCAGGCUCUGAUGCUAGGCAGCUUUACGCCAUGAAGGUAUUGAAAAAGGCCACGCUGAAAGUUCGAGACCGUGUCCGGACAAAAAUGGAACGUGAUAUCUUGGUAGAAGUUAAUCAUCCUUUUAUUGUAAAAUUGCAUUAUGCUUUUCAAACUGAAGGGAAGUUGUAUCUUAUUUUGGAUUUUCUCAGGGGAGGAGAUUUGUUUACACGCUUAUCCAAAGAGGUGAUGUUCACAGAAGAAGAUGUCAAAUUCUACUUGGCUGAACUUGCACUUGCUUUAGACCAUCUACAUAGCCUGGGAAUAAUCUAUAGAGACUUAAAACCAGAAAACAUACUUCUUGAUGAAGAAGGUCAUAUCAAGUUGACAGAUUUUGGCCUGAGUAAAGAGUCUAUUGACCAUGAAAAGAAGGCAUAUUCUUUUUGUGGAACUGUGGAAUAUAUGGCUCCAGAAGUAGUUAAUCGUAGAGGACAUACUCAGAGUGCUGACUGGUGGUCUUUUGGUGUGUUAAUGUUUGAAAUGCUCACUGGUACACUACCUUUCCAAGGAAAAGAUCGAAAAGAAACAAUGACUAUGAUUCUUAAAGCCAAACUUGGGAUGCCACAGUUUUUGAGUCCUGAAGCCCAGAGUCUUUUACGAAUGCUUUUCAAACGAAAUCCUGCGAACAGAUUAGGUGCAGGACCAGAUGGAGUUGAAGAAAUUAAAAGACAUUUAUUUUUCUCAACAAUAGACUGGAAUAAACUGUAUAGAAGAGAAAUUCACCCACCUUUUAAACCUGCAACAGGCAGGCCUGAAGAUACAUUUUAUUUUGAUCCUGAGUUUACUGCAAAAACUCCCAAAGAUUCACCCGGCAUUCCACCUAGUGCUAAUGCACAUCAGCUUUUUCGGGGGUUUAGUUUUGUUGCUAUUACCUCAGAUGAUGAGAGCCAAGCUAUGCAGACAGUUGGUGUGCAUUCAAUUGUUCAGCAGUUGCACAGAAACAGUAUUCAGUUUACUGAUGGAUAUGAAGUAAAAGAAGAUAUUGGCGUUGGCUCGUACUCUGUUUGCAAGAGAUGUAUACAUAAAGCCACAAACAUGGAGUUUGCAGUGAAGAUUAUUGAUAAAAGCAAGCGAGACCCAACAGAAGAAAUUGAAAUUCUUCUUCGUUACGGACAGCAUCCAAAUAUUAUUACUCUAAAAGAUGUGUAUGAUGAUGGAAAAUAUGUGUAUGUAGUAACAGAACUUAUGAAAGGAGGUGAAUUGCUGGAUAAAAUUCUUAGACAGAAAUUUUUCUCUGAACGAGAAGCCAGUGCUGUCCUGUUUACUAUAACCAAAACUGUUGAAUAUCUUCAUGCACAAGGGGUGGUACACAGAGACUUGAAACCUAGCAACAUUCUUUAUGUCGAUGAAUCUGGUAAUCCAGAGUCUAUUCGAAUUUGCGAUUUUGGCUUUGCAAAACAGCUGAGAGCAGAAAACGGUCUUCUCAUGACGCCUUGUUAUACUGCAAAUUUUGUUGCACCAGAGGUUUUAAAACGACAAGGCUAUGAUGCUGCUUGUGAUAUAUGGAGUCUUGGUGUCCUCCUCUAUACAAUGCUUACUGGUUACACUCCCUUUGCAAAUGGUCCUGAUGAUACACCUGAGGAAAUAUUGGCACGAAUAGGUAGCGGAAAAUUUUCACUCAGCGGUGGUUACUGGAAUUCUGUUUCAGAUACAGCAAAGGACCUGGUGUCAAAGAUGCUUCAUGUAGACCCUCAUCAGAGACUGACUGCUGCUCUUGUGCUCAGACAUCCUUGGAUUGUCCAUUGGGACCAACUGCCACAGUAUCAACUAAACAGACAGGAUGCACCACAUCUAGUAAAGGGUGCCAUGGCAGCUACAUACUCUGCUUUAAACCGUAAUCAGUCACCAGUUUUGGAACCAGUAGGCCGCUCUACUCUUGCUCAGCGGAGAGGUAUUAAAAAAUCACCUCAACAGCCCUGUGAAGUGACCUCAGUGAGAUAUUUGGUACCAUGAUGUAAGCUGAUAGCACAAGUUCUGGCGACAGGUAGCACAUAUCUGAGAGACACCUGCAAGCACACACUGUCCCAGCUGGUACCCAUAAUGCUGCUGCUCCUGCUGCUGCUCCUGCUUUCCGUCUCUUCUCGCUUUAAAUGAUUGUUAGCAAGGUAGAUUUUUCCUGGAGCUCCAGAUGAAAUGAAAAUGGAAACAUGACGAAGAUAUAUUCACUGAAUCAACAAGAAAAAUAAUGAACAUACAAAUACCACCUAAAAAUACACUGAAUAAAGUACUCUACACCACAUAGCAUUAUUUUUAUAGGAAAUAUUUCAUGUCCCUUAAAUAUUCUUUGUUAGUUAUAGGGAUGGACAGUUUAUGUUAAGCACUUAGCUUAAACAAUCCGUUUAUAUUAGCACUGUACCCCUUGUGCCAUCCAACAUUUUGUAUGUUUUUGUAAACAGUUCAUAUACAGUACAUUUCUGUACUGCUUUCUUUAAUGUAUACAUGCCUUGUUUAACUUGGAAUCUAUUAUUAAACAAUUGACUAUUAAAUCUGGUUAAAUAGUU
Messenger RNA from Castor canadensis (American beaver), 2732 nucleotides. RefSeq names its product ribosomal protein S6 kinase A3 (gene Rps6ka3). Gene Ontology annotation, biological process: protein phosphorylation; intracellular signal transduction. The record is from RefSeq and is a predicted model, not a curated record. Gene Ontology annotation, molecular function: magnesium ion binding; protein serine/threonine kinase activity; ATP binding. Lineage: Eukaryota; Metazoa; Chordata; Mammalia; Rodentia; Castoridae.